AUCUGACUUUGGAAAACGUAGCUGGUCUGGUCUCAAAUUGUGCUCUAUUAUAACAAAGCUACCCAGUUGCAAGAACUUUGGGGGCAAUGCUCUCUAAACUAGUGAUCUUCCUCGUGUCUUGUGCGGGUGAUUCCUGAAAUUUAGUUGCAAUAAGCAGUAUUUCCUGGUCAGAUUCAUCUGGGUCCUCUCCAUUUGCCAGAUGUGAAAACGUCUCUGCAGCUCUCACGCAAUUUGUUUUCUCAUGGAGCCUCAAGGGGUUAAGUGCAGAGAGCUCCCUUGCCUAGAGAGGCUCAGGGAAAAAAAUUCUGCAGGGGGGUGACAGGAGGAAACCACCUUCCUGUCUUCCCUCUGCUCCCCCCCCCCUCCUUUGCUGAGAAACGUGGAGGUGAGUGGAAUGCAAAGACUGCAGGAUGCAGGAAUGGGAGACCUUUAGAUAUGUUACCUGCCUCCCCAAAUUGGCUUCUUGUGUCUGGGAUGUUAUCUGUCGUUGACUGGGCCAACUUGCAUCUUCCACUGCCGAGCGCUGUCAUAUCCCUCACGGCACAAGGAUCUUCACCGUGUGACUGAAGAGAGGGCAGCUCCAAUUCAAAAUGGAAGAGCAGGAGCCACCAACUACCAAACCCAAGGAGAGAUUGGUAGCAGGAGGAAGAGACCCUCAUGUCUUUCAAGUUGGGACCAUUGGAGAGUUUCUGACCUUGGAAAGUCCACAGCAGAUUAAGGAAGAACCAGAUGAAGGUCAAGAGAGAUGUUGGGAUGCCCAGUGGAAGGAGUUCCUAAAGACAGUGGGGUCCCCUCACCAGGGGUGGAAAGCCUCAAAGCAGCCUCAGUCUUCCUCUGAAGAUAACUCGAAGAAAAACCAGGCCUCCUUCAACAGUGAAAUGGAUGACGGACUGUGGCCCACAGGUCAGGACAGGAACCACUCCCCUGGAGAAGGUGAUAAAACUAAUGAAAACCCAGACUUGUCUGUGAAAGUGAAAGAAGAGAUUUUGGAUGAGGAUAUCAUCAGCUUGGAGAUGGACCACCAGCAUUUCAGGCAGUUCUGCUACCAGGAGGACGAGGGAUCCCAAGAGACGCCAGAACCCUUGGGAGAUGUGGCAGUAAAAUCCCCCAAGUCAGAGGAAGAUCCCUUGGAGAUUGUGAAACUGCAGAUCCCCCUGGAAAUCAAGCAGGAGAGUAACUGGGACACUGACUCCCUGGAAUGUGAUGUGCAUGAGCACAAGAAUGAGGACGACCCCUUUGAGUUGGAAACAUCUGAGCCAGAGGGUAUCCGUGUGGUAUCACUGGGAAGAACUGAAGGACAUUUUUUCUGGGGACCUGAGAUUAGAGAGAAGCAUGGAAGUCAAGGGGAUUGGCACCAUGGAAACUUCCCAGCGAGCAGAACCUUUCUUUGCGAGGAAGGUGAGCAGAAUUUAUAUGAUGGUACUUUACAGCACAGGAACAAGACAGUGACUGAUAGUGAGGAACAAUGGCCUCAUGCCUUCAGUGUUCCUGAGAACCAGCAGGUGCGGGUAAAGGGUAAACUGCAUUGUGGAAAAAUCUCAAACCACAAAAUAUCUCUCAUUCCACAUGAAAGACCCCACCCAGGAGGGAAAUCGUACAUCUGUUCCGACUGUGGAAAAAGUUUUGGCUGGAGGACAAAUCUUGUGAAGCACAGAAGAAUCCACACAGGAGAGAAGCCAUACAAAUGUUCAAACUGUGGCAAAAGUUUCAAUGCGAAAUCCACCCUGAUUAAACACGAGAGGUCCCACACUGGAGAGAAGCCGUAUGAAUGCUCAGAGUGUGGGAAAGCCUUUGGUGAAAAAGGGAUACUUGUUAAGCAUAUGAGAAUUCACACAGGAGAGAAGCCACAUAGAUGCUCAUACUGUGGGAAAAGUUUCAUUGAGAGAGGUGCCCUGAUUAAACAUGAGAGGACACACACAGGGGAGAAGCCAUAUGAAUGUUCAGAUUGUGGAAAAACCUUUAGGAUCAGCUGUCAUCUUAAACUUCAUAAAAGAACACACACUGGCGAAAAACCACAUAAGUGCUCAGAUUGUGGCAAAAGUUUCAGUGAGAGAGCUUCUCUUGUGAAACAUGAGAGAACUCACACAGGAGAGAAGCCAUAUAACUGCUCAGAGUGUGGGAAAAGCUUCCGGAUCAGUUUCCAGCUUGUGAUUCAUAAAAGGACACACACGGGCGAGAAGCCACAUGAAUGUUCGGACUGUGGCAACAGCUUCAGGGAAAUAGCCUCUCUUAUCAAACACAAGCGAACUCACACAGGGGAGAAGCCAUACGAAUGCUCUGAGUGUGGGAAGAGCUUUCGGACCAGUUUUCAACUGAAAACUCACAAAAGGACACACACUGGUGAGAAGCCAUACCAUUGUUUGGCUUGUGGGCAGAGCUUCAGCCAGAGAUCCCGUCUUGUUAUACAUGAGAGAACUCACACGGGAGAAAGACCUUAUGGGUGCUCAGAGUGUGGGAAGAGCUUUGUUUCUAGCUCUCAUCUUAGAAAACAUGCUGUGGUACACACGGGUGAAAAGCCGCAUAAAUGCUCAUAUUGUGAGAAAAGCUUCAGUAAGAAAUCAAACCUUGUUGUACAUGAGAGAAUCCAUACUGGAGAGAAACCGUACAAAUGCACAGAAUGUGGGAAGUGCUUCAGGCGGAAGGGGGACCUUACAUCUCAUCAAAGGGUUCACACUGGGGAGAAAUCAUAUAAUUGCUUGGAAUGUGGAAAAAGUUUCAGGUGGAAAGCAAACCUUGUUUCUCACCAAAAGAUUCACACAGGGAACAAGCCAUUUAAAUGCUUGCAGUGUGGAAAAUGUUUUCCUCGGAGUACAACCCUUACUGCUCACAAAAGAAGUCACACGGGAGAGAAACCAUAUAAAUGCUUAGAGUGUGGAAAGAGUUUUAAUUGGAACUCAGGCCUUAUCUCUCACAUCAGGAUUCACACUGGUGAGAAACCACAUAAAUGCUUUCAGUGUGGAAAGUGUUUCAGUCACAGCACACAGCUUACUGAUCACCAUAGGAGUCACACAGGGGAGAGACCAUAUCAAUGCUCAGAGUGUGGGAAGAACUUCCGGCAGAGUGGAGGCCUAAAAUCUCACCAAAGGAUUCACUCAGGGGAGAAACCACAUCAGUGUUUCCACUGUAAAAAGAGCUUUACCUGCCGCAAAACCCUUACUAUUCAUCAAAGGAUUCACACUGGGGAGAGACCAUAUGAAUGUCUGGAGUGUGGGAAGAACUUUCGGCAAAGUGGAGGCCUAAAAUCUCACCAAAGGAUUCACACAGGGGAGAAACCAUAUCAAUGUUUCCAGUGUGGAAAGAGCUUUACCUGCCGUAAAACCCUUACUAUUCAUCAAAGGAGUCACACUGGGGAGAGACCAUAUAAAUGUCUGGAGUGUGGGAAAAGCUUCCAUCGGAAAAGGAGUCUUCUUGAACACAAUAGGAUUCACACAGGAGAGAAACCAUAUAAGUGCUUUGAUUGUGAAAAGAGCUUCAGUCAGAAAACAAGACUUACUAUUCACCGCAGGAUUCACACAGGAGAGAAACCAUACAAAUGCUUAGAGUGCGGAAAGAGCUUCUCCCAGAGUGGAGGGCUUACUCUUCAUCAAAGGAGCCACACCAUGGAGAAACCAUAUAAAUGCUCACAAUGUGGAAAGAGCUUCAAAAGUCACAAUAUCCUUAAUGUUCACCAAAGGAUUCACACGGGGCAGAAACCAUAUCAGUGCAUGGAGUGUGGGAAGGAGUUCCGUCAUGGCCAAAGCCUUACUUCCCACAAAAGGAUUCACACAGGGUAGACACCAUAUCAGUGGUAUUAAUCCCAGUCACAGAAUAGUGACAUCUGCCAUCAUCUCCGACGUUGGUGGAUCCUACACAGGCCAAAUAUAAUGAGUGUAGGACAUUAUAUAAACUGAAGGCUUUCAUGGUUGGAUUUAGCUGGUUCUGGUGGGUUUCAGAAGGGUACUUUGUCAGACUGCACAGGGAGGCCAUUGAA
This is a messenger RNA of Sphaerodactylus townsendi, 3970 nucleotides long. RefSeq names its product zinc finger protein 271-like. Bases 591 to 3773 code for a protein of 1060 amino acids. The transcript has 7 exons. The record is from RefSeq and is a predicted model, not a curated record. Lineage: Eukaryota; Metazoa; Chordata; Lepidosauria; Squamata; Sphaerodactylidae. Gene Ontology annotation, molecular function: DNA-binding transcription factor activity; RNA polymerase II cis-regulatory region sequence-specific DNA binding. Gene Ontology annotation, biological process: regulation of transcription by RNA polymerase II.